This is a messenger RNA of Linderina pennispora, 724 nucleotides long. RefSeq lists its product as uncharacterized. Lineage: Eukaryota; Fungi; Kickxellomycota; Kickxellomycetes; Kickxellales; Kickxellaceae. The record is from RefSeq and is a predicted model, not a curated record. Bases 82 to 615 code for a protein of 177 amino acids. The transcript is spliced from 2 exons.
CUCUGUAGUUUUCGCCUUCGUACAUUUUCUAUUUUUCUCCUCCUACUAUUCCUUAUUUACUUUAUUCACCUUUGUACAAAAAUGUCGCAGAGCAUUCCAAUUUCAGGCAACCGCAAGGGCCAGCAGCAGCAGCAGGGUGCGCCCAUUCCGAUAAAUGCAGCCAAUGUGCCAAAGAUGAAUGUGUUUGCACAAGGCAGUGGCGGCUCGGGCAGCGACUCUACCAACUUCCGCCUGGGCUCCGAGCUGUCCACGUCGCACCUGGGCAUGACGGGGAUCGAGGCACCGCCAAAUUCCCUUGUGCAGCCGUCGCUGAUGUCAGCGCACGCUGGGUCGGGCAGCAGCACAGCGCAGAUGCUGGGCGGGUGGAAUCCGCCGCCGAACACGCCGGCACAGGCGAGCAAGCUGCAGCAGGUGAUCAACCAGCAGCAGUACGGCGCGGGCCAGGUGCCGACGGGGUCGUUUAUUGACCGGAAGAUCCAGGGUAUGGCGCAGUUCCGCGAGGCCGACGAGGACGAGAUGGAUGUGAGCCUCGAGGACUCGAACCCGUCGUCGUUCCAGCACAACAGCCAUUUGUCGAAACAGGAUUUGGACGAUACGUUUGAAAUGGAGCAGUGAGCAGGGGCCUCGUUAUGUCCAAUGCCACUCCUUCUUGGCUUUCUCCUUUCAUAACCCACCCUACCUUUCUUACCCUGUGCUGACAAUUAUAAAGACAUGUUUAACCUUU